Molecule: messenger RNA, 1795 nt
Organism: Impatiens glandulifera
Lineage: Eukaryota; Viridiplantae; Streptophyta; Magnoliopsida; Ericales; Balsaminaceae
Product: protein NRT1/ PTR FAMILY 2.8-like
Exons: 3
Coding region: 29-1795 (588 amino acids)
Biological process (GO): transmembrane transport
Cellular component (GO): plasma membrane
Molecular function (GO): transmembrane transporter activity
Source: RefSeq, a predicted model, not a curated record
AAAAGAGAAGAGAGAAGAAAGAAGGUGCAUGGGCGAAGAGAGGAGAAGAAGAAGGAAUUCUUCUUCAGAUGGAGAUGGAGGAGAGAUUUCAGAGAGGAAGCCAGGAGGAUGGAGAGCCAUUGCAUAUAUUUUGGGGAAUGAAUCAUUUGAGAAGCUAGCAUCUAUGAGCUUGAUUGCCAACAUAACAUUCUACCUUAGAUCAAAAUACAAUAUGGAUGGAAUUGAGCUGGUUAAUGUUGUCAGCAUUUGGUCUGGUUCAUCAAAUUUCACCACUUUGGCUGGUGCUUUCAUCUCAGAUGCUUAUCUGGGAAGAUUUCUAACCCUCCUAUUUGGUUCAAUCGCCUCCAUGUUGGGAAUGGGAGUGAUGACAUUAACAGCAGGCAUACCUCGUCUUAGACCUCCACCUUGCAUUGACGUCUUAAAUUGUCCGACGGCUCAACCAUGGCAGCUUGGAUUCCUCUUCUCUGCUUUGGCCCUGCUAGCAAUUGGCUCGGGAGGCAUUAGACCUUGUAAUAUCGCCUUUGGUGCAGAUCAGUUCGAUACAAACACGGCCAAAGGAAGGUCUCAACUCAAGAGCUUCUUCAACUGGUGGUAUUUCUCCUUCACAGUAGCCCUCCUUAUAGCACUCUCCAUUGUUGUCUACAUCCAAACAAACGUCAGCUGGCUUCUUGGAUUCGCAAUCCCAACCGGUUGCUUCUUCGUUUCGAUAAUCAUCUUCUUGCUUGGCAGAAAUGUUUAUGUCUAUAGGGAGCCUCAAGGAAGUGUGUUUCUGGAUAUUGUUAAGGUCAUCAAUGCAGCCUUCAGGAAGAGGAAGAUAGACUUAGGGCUAUUGCCUGAUCUCUAUGAUCCAGAGCUUAUGGAGUCAGAAAGAAGAUAUAAUGACAUUCCGAGAACCUCUAGGUUUAAAUUCAUCGAGAAAGCAGCCAUUAUUGUUGAUAGAAGUGAGAUUGAUGAGUUUGGCAUUUCAACAAACAGUUGGCGGCUAUGCAGUAUCCAGCAAGUUGAGAGACUGAAAUGCUUGGUGGGAAUAAUCCCCGUGUGGUUCACCGGAAUCGCCUGUUUCAUAUCCAUGGAUCAAAUGAACAUACUAGGAGUAUUGCAGGCAAUUCAAACAACCACAAAAAUCAAGCAGUUUCAAAUCCCACCUUCAUGGAUCGGGCUAACUUCCAUGAUCGCUCUUGCUCUUUGGGUGUUCAUCUACGAAUGCGUAAUAGUGCCGGUUCUCAAAAAAACAACGAAUAAAGAUGACGUGAGACUAACUACAAAAACGAAGAUCCAAGUAGGCAUCGUGAUGUCAAUCCUGUGCAUGUUAGUCGCCGGAAUCCUGGAACGGAUACGUCGGCAAUCGGCCAUUGACAAUGGUACCUUCGCAUCACCAAUUAGCGUAGCCAUCCUGUUGCCGCAAUUCAUCCUGUCAGGUCUGACAGAAGCAUUUGCAGCCGUUGCUAUAAUGGAAUUCCUCAAUAACCAAUUCCCGGAGAGCAUGAGAAGCGUGGGUGGAUCUCUAUUCUUCCUUAGCCUUUCAGCCUCCAGUUAUUUAAACUCGAUUCUUGUAAACGUGGUUUACACAAUAACGAAAAGAAACGGGAAAUCACCAUGGCUGGGUGGUCGCGACCUCAAUGCUGACAGACUUGAAUACUUCUACUUCAUGAUCGCCGCCAUAGGAGUCGCAAACUUGUUUUACUUCAAUUUCUUCUCAUGCCAUUACAUUUUCUCCGAUUUGGUUAGAACAGAUGAAUCGGAGGAGGAAUUAGACAACAUUUCUUCUUCAGAUAGGAGAACGAACAACAGUUAA